Mercenaria mercenaria is the source of this 5982-nucleotide messenger RNA. RefSeq names its product protein GDAP2 homolog. The record is from RefSeq and is a predicted model, not a curated record. The transcript is spliced from 13 exons. Bases 162 to 1784 code for a protein of 540 amino acids. NCBI's taxonomy places the organism in Eukaryota, Metazoa, Mollusca, Bivalvia, Venerida, Veneridae.
AUUUAAUCACAUGAUUUCAAAAUGGCGGAACCCAUGGAACAGGAACAAGGAAAAUAGGCGAAAGAAUAAAUUCAGCUUCUUAAUUAAUACUAAUGAUGAUAAAUUGAUCCUCUGAAAAUUAUCAUAAUAUGUUGACAAACAGUCUGCACUAAGUGGAGAAAAUGUCUGACAUUGAUGUAGCAGUUGACCCUCUCCAAGUCGAAAACCAGAAAUCAGAGAACAGACGUUGGAGUCCAACUGGUACAGACAGGGACUCAGAUCCACUUGGUCUAAGGGAUACUGUAGUGCACUUGGACUCACUGACAAGAUGGAAUCUAACAGCAUUGCCCUUAGCAACUGAUAGUGAUGAUCAGAGUUCUCCGGUUGAUGAUGAUGAAAAGAAAUCACCUUUUCCAUGGAGAAAUGAUCUCAAUAAUAAGAUUGUUUUGUGGAAAGGUGACAUUACAGAAUUGAGUGUUCAUGCUAUAGUACAUUCCACCAAUGAGAAAAUGACAGACAGGUCUCACAUCACUGAUAAACUGUUCACCAAGGCCGGUCCUAAACUACAAGCUGAUAUUAGGAACAAUAUCCGAGUUUGUAAGACGGGUGAAGCUAAGAUAAGUGAAGGUUUUGAAUUGUUAUGCCGAUAUGUGAUCCACACUGUAGGUCCUAGAUAUAAUGUAAAGUAUGUUACUGCAGCUGAGGGAGCCUUGUUUAGUAGCUACAGAAAUGUUUUACAACUAGUCAGAGAGAAUUCUGUACGUUCUCUCGGUUUGUGUUGUGUUCAUUCCAACAAGAGAGGAUACCCGCCAGGAGAGGGUGCUCAUAUAGCCAUCAGAACUGUAAGAAGAUUUCUGGAGAAGUAUGGAAAUGAUGUAGAUGUUAUAAUAUUUGUCUGUGAUGACGAAACUUACCCUGUUUAUGAGACUGUGUUACCUCUGUAUUUUCCUCGAAAUCCACAAGAACAAUGUGAGAGUUUUUCCCGGCUCCCUGAAGAUAUAGGGAACGAAAUGGGGGAACCAGUAAUACCAGAAAGACAAAUCAGAAUCAGUGAUAAACCAACAUUCAACCCCACAGGUUCAACAGAGGAAGAUGAACUUGAAAAGACAGUGGACUUAAAUGAGGAAUUUGGAAAGUCAAUAAACGGUUCUGUAGGUCAGCAUCCUUUUGCAAGCAUGCAAGAAGACCCAGAUCAGCAAAAACAGCGCCAUCCUAGGUCUGCUCAUGAAGUUAGGCAUAUAGAACAAAAGAAAAGGUAUGAGAGGUUAUUAAAGCGUGCCAGAACUGAAGAUCUCACUGAAAUAUCAGCCCUACGCUGUCUAUAUCGUACUGGUCAGGACAGAUUUGGCCGACCUGUUAUAGUAUUUGUAGGCAAAAACUUCCCAGCUAAUACUGUUGAUAUGGAAAAGGCAUUGUUAUAUAUGAUACGGUUGAUGGACCCAGUAGUUGACAGAGAUUAUGUUGUUGUGUAUUUCCAUACAAAAACUACCAGUGAUAAUCUACCACCGAUGAGUUAUUUGAAAAGUGUUUAUCAUACUCUUGAUCAUAAAUAUAAGAAAAAUUUGAAGUCUUUCUACAUAGUUCAUCCUACAUGGUGGUCAAAGUUUGCAACAUGGUUUUUCACAACAUUCACAGCAUCUGAUAUUAAGCAGAAAGUUCAUUCCCUGAAAGGUGUACAGUUUCUCUAUGCAAAGAUUAAUCCAGAUCAACUGGAUAUACCUCCAUUUGUUCUAGAUCAUGAUAUACAGGAAAAUGGACCAAGAUAUUUCGUGCCAUUUGAUGAGGGAACUGUGGAGGAAUUAUGAUACAACAUGCAUGUAUUAUAUGACUUAUUCUUGUUUGUAAAUCUGUCUGUGAUGUUUUAGAGUGUGCUAAACUAAGCCAUAUAUAGCUCGCCAUACAUUUUUAUUAUGAUAUGUAAAUUGUUUCUGUUACUGAAUUGAGAUAUUUGAUAUUUUGGACUUUUGUUUUCAUUACGUCUUUCUUAAUAAGUAAAAAUUAAAGUGUUUAAGUAAUAACACAUGGGAAAAAAAUCACAUUUUUUUAACAAAUCGUCCUUAGUUAUUUGUCUUGACACUGAUUGUAAUUUCAUUUUGUUUUCUCAAAAAGUCUGUUGACUCAAAUUAAUUAACUUAGGUUUGUUUAAGAAAUAAUAUAUCUCGUUUAGUGAUUUGUUGUUGAAUAAAAUCAUUGUUUGGAGUUCAGAUGCUAAAGAAUUAUAUCACGAGAGCAAAUUACCCAGUCACUUCCGACAGACCAUCAUGGUAGAUGGGCUGACAUGUUCUACAAUGAACUCUUGUUUAUGUAAUGAAACUAUAAGCUUAAGCUAAAGUUAUCUGUAGAUGUAGGCAUAAGACAGUAUUUUUGAAAAGACUGAUUUGUGAAAGAAAAUGAUAAUCACUAUUUGUAGAACCAAAAUGUUAAAAUCUUGAAAACUGUGUCCAGGUUUUAUCACAGUUUUCAUUGUAUUUGUACUCAACUUCGGCAUAAUAUAAAAAUUUAUAUCUUGUAUCUAAACAAAUUAUAUACUGCACUAUGUGAUAUCUGAGACAUCCGUACUAAGAUUUCAAAAUACUCAAACUAUACAGAAUAUCUAAGUUUUUUGUUAUGACACAAGCUCAGCUAUUUUCGAUAGUGUCAGAUUCUAUGAUAUGCUCAGUCAGAUGUGAAAUCGAAGGCCAGAAAAACAGUUUUUUUUAUAGAUUUGCAAACAUUUACAUCUUUUUUUUUUAAAUAGACAUUUCUGAGAGUAUUUAAACAUUUUCAAAAUUAUAUACAUGUAUUGUUGAUGCCUAGGGAAAAUACUACAAAGAAAACCCACAAAAUGUUUUCUCUGUUGUGCAAAUCUUUUUCACCAACUUUUGAUUUUUGCUUCAGUUUGUCUUUAAUGCCAGAGAAAUAAUUAGAUUUUCAAAAUUUGCUUGUAAUUGUUUUUUGAUAUUAUGAAUAUUGAUUGCACAAAUAUAAAAAUAAAUGUAGAUGUCUUACUAUUUUUGGCUCAAUUAUCUGAAAUGUUUCAUGUAACAAGAGCUUUUAUUGUCACCCUUUUGUUGGCGUCCGUGUUGGCGUCCAUGUCAAGGAAGUUUUGCAUGCAAACAUGUUUCUCAAAAAUGACUAGGCCAAAUGCUUCCAAACUUUACUUAUGUCUGUAGUGUCAUUAGAUGACCUCAAAGGACAAGUUAUUCUAUUUUUAUGUUGUCAAAAUGAGACCCAUUUUUAACUUAGUAUUUUUUUUAUGUUUUUUUUAUGUUUCUCAGAAACUACAAGACCAAGUGCCUUUAGACUUCUAACGUACCUUCAAUAUCAUCCACCAGCCUCACUGGACAAGUUACAUAAUCCUUGCCUUCAUUUUGGAAAAAUAUGCGUCUUUUUCACUUAGAAAUUUUGUUGAAGGUUUUGUAUAAUAUCAGGAAUUUAUUAUACUGAAUGCCUUCAAACUCUUCAUAAGUCAUGAAAUGAGAAUUCUGAGGAAGGUUCCCUGUCUUGAACUUAGUUUACAGAGUUAUGCCCCUUCUACAACUAAAGAAAUUUUUUGUAAGCUGGUAUUUUAUGGAAGGUCUCAGAUAAUCUAGGGCACUGUCAUUAGACCACUUUUUUUUUACAGAAAUUUCACAAGUAUUGGUAGUAUGAAAAUAUAUAUAAAUGAUAUAACUUAAUGCAAGUUUUAUAGUUAAAAUGCUUUUAUGAUCUUUAAUGGUACCCAACUGUGUAGUGUUUUCUGCAUACAUGUAUUUUAAAUAGCAAAUCAUUCCUAAUUUGUAUAUAUUGAAAUAAACAAUGAUGUAUUAUUGGCAGUGGCUAAGAGUCCGGUCUUGGACUGAUAUAUGGGCUGACUAGAGCUACUGUUACAGUAGUAGAUAUAUUAAUAAGUAUUGUUUAAUGGUAAUUAGAAGAUGUUCUACUGGGGCGGAGCCUUUAAUGUAAUGUCUUCUGACUGGAAGUAAUAGGUUAACUGGAAGUAAUGUGACCAGUUACCACCUGUAAAAACUACUGGUUAUGAUAAAAUCAUGCAGGACAAACAGAAUUUACUUGUAAAAACAAAUCUUAAGGCCCUUUAAUUUACAAGUCAUUUUCGGAUAUUUACAAAAAUCCACAGUUAAAAGUUCUAUGAUCAGAUUGAUAAAAUUACUUUAAGAUUUAAGAGGGUUAAGAAUAUAAUCAAUGCUUUUAUCAAUAUCAGUGUUUUUCUCUUCUGAUUGAAUGAUCAGUGAAUUGAACACUAGUAUUGUAGAAAGUGAGUAAAUAAACACUUUUAUCGUACAUGUUAAAGUCUGGUUACUCUAACUAGACAAGUCAAGAACUAACUAUUUUAUAUAUAGCAUCCAUAUUACACGAUUUGAUUACCAUACCUAACAUCUAGACUCCCGGUCUAGAGAUAGUCCUGCCUGACCCAUAGCCACUGCCUAUAUUAUUCAGUUCUGGAUGCUUUACGUACAAUGGUGCAAUAAUUUGAAAUUUUGAUUCACUUGUUAUGCUUAUAAGCUGCUUAAUUAGUUUUAUAUAGUAUACUUUUUUUAUUAGCUCACCUGUUGCAUAGUGACAGGGUGAGCUUUUGUGAUGGUACGUCGUCCAUCUGUCCAUAGGCCAUUUGUCGUCCGUCUACAAUUACUUGUGAACACGAUAGAGUCCACAUUUUGCAACCGAUUUUAAUUAGACUUGCACACAACUUGUAUUGGCAUAAUAUCUUGUUUACUUUUGAAAACUGGCCAGAUCCCAUCAUGGGUUCCAGAGUUAUUGACCCUUAAAGGGGUCAAAUUUGCUAUUUUGGCUUUUGCAGUCAUAUAGAGACUUCAUUUAUGGUUUGAUAUGAAACAAACUUGCAAAAUGUCUUUAACAACAAUAGAUCUUGGAUUUCAUGAUGAAUCAGUCAGAUCCAAUCAUAGGUUCCAGAGUUACGGCCCCUGAUUGACCUCAGAAAGUGCCAAAAUUUGUUAAUUUUGACCUUGUAAACACAAUAGAAGUGACAUUUUACAUUCAAUUUUAACCACACUUACACACUACUGAAGUCACAAUAAGAUCUCGGUUCCUUUCGGAAACGGCUAAAUGCCUUCAUGGAUUUUAGAGUUGCUGCCCCUGAAAGAGUCAAAAUGUUCUAUUCUGGUCAUUUCAGCCAUAUAGAGGUUUCAUUUAUGCUUUGAUUUGAUACAAACUUGCAUAGAAUGUUUAUCUUGAUGAUUGUUAACAUUCUAGAGUCCAUAUUUAUGACCCUAUCUUCAUGAAACUUGGUCAGAAAGUUUCUCUUGAUGAUUCCUAGGUAAAGUUUUAAACUGGGUCAUGUGGGGGUCAAAAACUAGGUCACCACUCAAAUCAAAGGAAAAGCUUGUUAACACUGUAGAGGCCACAUUUGUGACCCUAUCAUCAUGAAACUUGGUCAGAAUGUUUAUCUUGAUGAUUCCUAGGCCAAUUUUAACAGGUGAGCGAUAUAGGAUCACCAUGACCCUCUUGUUUUUUUUUACCUUUCUAGCAUAGCAUGGUUUAUCAGAAACAAAAGCUUCAUAACAUCAAGAAUGAAUUGUUUUCUUCCAUCUGUUGAAAGAACAGAUUACUUUACAUUUUUGCCUCUUCUAGGUAAGGAAUGAAAUAGAAAAUAGCGAAAACUUCUUCCAACUGAAACAAUGUGAAGAGUAACCAUAUUAUAUUUUUCCAGAAGAGGAGGACAUGACGAAAUAGAACAUGUGACUAUUCAUUUCGGUACUGUUUCAUGCUAAUCAUGGUGUUGCAUAGCAAGUAUUGUACUUGUGAAAUCAAAAUUUAGCUUUAGUUGAAUAAUUGAAACGCUUAUUAUUUUGGGUAAGGAUCUACUACACAUACAGAGCUUGUUGUUGAAAUUUAAGAAAGUUUAUGGGUUUUUUUUGGUAGUUGAAAAUGUCUGUUUUGUUUAAUUGAGAAAUGAUUAUUUAAUGUUGAUCAACAACAUGCUAUUUUGUACAUAUCCAAAGAUUACUUAUUGUUAAUACAGGGUUUGUACUAAGUACGUAUUGAAAAUAAAACAUUGAUAGAUUU